This is a messenger RNA of Drosophila persimilis, 871 nucleotides long. RefSeq lists its product as uncharacterized. Gene Ontology annotation, biological process: regulation of synaptic transmission, cholinergic; sleep; positive regulation of voltage-gated potassium channel activity. The record is from RefSeq and is a predicted model, not a curated record. NCBI's taxonomy places the organism in Eukaryota, Metazoa, Arthropoda, Insecta, Diptera, Drosophilidae. The transcript is spliced from 2 exons. Bases 79 to 534 code for a protein of 151 amino acids.
GCAUUUUGUUUUCAUUAAUUUGUUGUUUGCAGAGGCCCCAAAACGAGUUAAAACCAUCAGAAAUAUAGACCGUUCAGAAUGAAAACCUUUGAGAAAUGCGUUCUGGGUGCUGUACUGCUGUGCUUCCUGCUGCAAACUGCCCAGGCCAUCAAGUGCUGGGACUGCCGCAGCGACAGCGAUCCCAAGUGCGGCGAUCCCUUCGACAAUAGCACCCUGGCCAUCACGGACUGCCAGCAGGCCCCCGAACUGGAGCACCUGAAGGGGGUGCGGCCGACGAUGUGUCGCAAGAUCCGCCAGAAGGUGCACGGCGAGUGGCGUUACUUCCGCAGCUGUGCGUACAUGGGCGAGCCGGGCAUCGAGGGCGACGAGCGCUACUGCCUGAUGCGGACGGGCAGCUACAACAUCUUCAUGGAGUACUGCACCUGCAACAGCAAGGACGGCUGCAACGGCGCCGGCCUGCCCCGCCUCGGGCUGGCCAGCGUCCUGGGCGGCACCCUCCUCGCUGUCCUCGUGGCGCAACUCUUGAGGCAAUAGCAAUAGCCCGCCUAGCCCUAGCCAAAACUAAUGUGUAAUUUUCAAGUGCCUUUUCCAAUGAGUCGAAUCUAAAAACAAAAAAACUUAAAACUUGGAACUCGUUUCCGUCCAUAUCUCUAUGCCGCACAACACACAAAACAUUCCGUAUAUCUUAAGCUCAAUGUUCGAAUCUCGCAUUUUUGUCUGUCUCUAUUUUGUAUGCAAUUUUUACAAAGAAUUCUUUAGUUUAAGGAUGUGAGGGGCCUGCACUUGCAAAUUGUAUUGUAUUUGUAUUGUAUUGCCCCCACGAAAAGUAGAACGUUUUGUAAUCGAAAUAAAAGAUUGAUGUAUACACAAA